This is a messenger RNA of Coregonus clupeaformis (lake whitefish), 3926 nucleotides long. It is a transcript of the gene rnf144aa, whose product is annotated as ring finger protein 144aa. Gene Ontology annotation, biological process: ubiquitin-dependent protein catabolic process; protein polyubiquitination; positive regulation of proteasomal ubiquitin-dependent protein catabolic process. Lineage: Eukaryota; Metazoa; Chordata; Actinopteri; Salmoniformes; Salmonidae. Bases 903 to 1793 code for a protein of 296 amino acids. Gene Ontology annotation, molecular function: zinc ion binding; ubiquitin conjugating enzyme binding; ubiquitin protein ligase activity. The transcript is spliced from 8 exons. Gene Ontology annotation, cellular component: Golgi apparatus; ubiquitin ligase complex; cytoplasm. The record is from RefSeq and is a predicted model, not a curated record.
AUUCCCCUUUUCCCUUUUUGGGGGGAGGGACCGAAAUGUGCAAUGCGCUCGAUCUGCGAAAGACAGCAAUACGCAACACAGCGUCUAGUCUGCCGGAAAGACACACGAAUAAGAAGAAGGAGAAGAAGAAGGAGAAGAAGAAGAAGAAGAAGAAGAAGAAGAAGAAGGAGAAGAAGAAGACAGCAGGAACGUUCACAGACAAUUGGCGUCAUUCCAGUGCGUCGGCUCACGAAAAUCAUGAAAACAACAAUUAGCUUUUUGAUCAUAAUUUAAUUCAGCGUAGGGAUAGGCAUACGGUUAGCAGUGGGGUUAAGGUUAGGUUUAAAAUCACAUUUUAAGAAGAUAAAUUGUAGAAAUGGGCGGAGUUUACGGCUUUGUGGCUGUGGUAACUAGUGACGAUUUGUGUAGUGAUGCAGGGCAUUUUCAAGGUAGGCACAUCACCUUGUGAUAUUUACAAUAUUAUGUGCAGAGAUAAGCUCGGUUUGUGUUAUGUGAACAAACGGUUUCGAGGCUGGUAAAUGGGGCGUUCUGGACGUUGCUCAGUUGCAAGUGAGUCCUCAGUAUUUUCCUCAUGCAGCUACUGUAGCUGUUAGUCGAUAGUGCUUGUCAGCUGUGAUUCUGCUUUCGUUACCCACGUAGUCGUCCUCUUAAUUUCUUUCCAGGUGAUACAUGGUCGAAUCCUUCUGAUACAUUCAAGGAUUCAUUUAGAAGGAUGUCAGCCACCACCAAAAACGAUACUCUGUAACCUGCCUUUCACUAUGCCUCUCGAGUAGCAGCUGGCUAUCAACCAUCCACAUCUUUCUAGGAGAUAACCUUUCUAGUUCUGCUUUCAUCGCUCCUGAAGUCAUUUUCUAACCAAGAAGACUGCGCUGUCACAAAAGGCCAGCUCUGUGCCAGGCAAGAUGACCACAGCCAGGUAUCGGCCCACCUGGGACCUGGCCCUGGACCCCCUGGUCUCCUGCAAACUCUGCCUUGGAGAGUUCCCACUGGAGCAGAUGACCACCAUCACUCAGUGCCAAUGUGUCUUCUGUACACUGUGCCUGAAGCAGUAUGUGGAACUCCUGAUCAAAGAGGGCCUUGAAACUGCUAUUAGCUGUCCAGACUCUGCCUGUCCAAAACGAGGACACUUACUGGAAAAUGAGAUUGAGUGCAUAGUGGCUACAGAGAUUAUGCAGAGAUACAAGAAGCUGCAGUUUGAGAGGGAGGUGCUUCUGGACCCGUGCCGGACGUGGUGCCCGUCGUCGUCGUGCCAGGCAGUGUGCCAACUGAAGGAGAUGGAGGUGGCGCUGCCCCAGCUGGUGCAGUGUGCCGUGUGCACCCUGGAGUUCUGCUCUGCCUGCAAGGCUAACUGGCACCCCGGGCAGGUCUGCUCACCCCAGGAGAACAACCUGCCCAUCACCGCUUUCCUACCCGGAGAGACCAGCUCCUUCUACAAGAGUGACGAUGACGAUGGUCCCAUCAAGCGCUGUCCCAAGUGUAAGGUGUACAUCGAGAGGGAUGAGGGCUGUGCCCAGAUGAUGUGCAAGAACUGCAAACAUGCCUUCUGCUGGUACUGUCUGGAGUCACUGGACGAUGACUUCCUCCUGAUUCACUAUGACAAAGGGCCCUGUCGAAACAAACUGGGCCACUCCAGGGCGUCUGUCAUCUGGCACAGAACACAGGUGGUGGGGAUCUUCGCUGGCUUCGGCCUUCUCCUGCUGGUGGCCUCCCCCUUUCUCCUCCUGGCCACGCCCUUUGUCCUCUGCUGUAAGUGCAAGUGCAGCAAAGGGGACGACGACCCCCUGCCCACCUAAACCCCGUCUCACUCUUCCAAGCAGGUGGGCGAGGAGUCGCCCACCAUGGGUCAUCUUUCUUUUUUGUCCCUUUCUUCUGUUUCCUCCCUCCAAGCUUCUAGCGAUGCUUCAUUUAACGGGGCUGGGGCCUAGCUGCGUUGUCUCGGCCCAGCCGCGUCCCGAUCCAUCUCGCUCCACACGGUGGGAGAGGAGGAGUUGAGUUGACCCUGUGCCCCCUGGCCUGGUGGAAGAUGGGGUCACGGAGGUCAGACUUUGAGGAGGACAACGAUGCCCCUCUCUGUGGUUUGGGGGCAUGUGUACUGUAGCAGGGCCACUCUGAGGCGUUGAGGCGAGCUACAGACAGUGGUGUGGUACAGAACAGAAGAAGAGGAGGACGUUUUAUGAAGAGAAGACUGAUAAAGACAUGAUGAUGUCUGGAUCCUCUCGUCGGGGACAUUUUCAUGCAGGAGCCGCUAAUAUCGGAGGACCUUUCACCUUAACUAGUUCCAGACGAGUGUCUGUUUUUUUUGGGUUUGUUGAACACAAAGCUUUCCCCCCUCUACUCUCUCUUUUUAGCUCUCAACAUACAGGAAAUAGCACUGGAGUUACAUGUUGACAAACGUUUUGUGUUUACUCUGUUUGCACAUUAAAGACACUCCGUUUGUCGCUUUAGGAACCGGGGCGGGAGGUGGGAGGUUUUCUGUCUCUCACUCCCGUGUACAGCACGUUCUCUUGGUGAUGUCAGUGUUUUUGUAAUCUUUUGCUCUGUUCCCACUAUCAGCAAGAAGUUAUUAUUUUUACAAAAUGGAUUUGAACUCCUAUAUGUGUCUAUUUGAGAGGGUGUCCCAAACUCCCUCUCACGGCCCAAAAAGAGGACUCCUGGCCCUGUAUUCACGAAGUGUCUCAGAGUAGGAGUGCUGAUCUAGGCAAGACAAAACUGAUCCUAGAUCAGCACUCCUACUUUAAGACACUGUGAAUAUGGGCCCUGAACAUUAGUGUCCCCAUCCACACAGACGUGAGCAAACCAUUUGGAACUGGUUCUGACUUGUGUUGUCGAAUGGAAUAAUAUAGAUGUCAUGCCGUUCAUUCAAAAAUAUGUCCAUUGUCCAAUUCCGUCCUUGUGAAAGCACACUUAAAUAAUGAAUUUGUUUAAUGCAUCACAGUCAGUCAUUAAAACCUGUCUAUUGUCAGGUAGAACAUAGGAAAUUAAUUUAUGUCUCUGAUACAAAGAUGUCCUUUCAUAUUAUCUAUAUCACAUUGAUGUUGGUCAUAUAUCCAACUACUGUAAUGAAUAAUAAUCCUAUACAAUGUUUUUUUAUUGUGUGAACCAGUGGCAAACUUGCAUAAUGUUAGUGGUAUUGUUGUCAAUGUUUUCGUUGGGAGCAAGUCGAGAGCUCUCACUACAUGCAGCUACUGCAACCUUUGCAGGGAUAUAAAAAUGUCAAGAACUUCACUAGACUGUUUUGGACACGUCCGAAAACUGCUCUACACAUCACUGUAUCUAUGCAAGUUUGUACAUUUCCAAUCUUACUAGGUCUUGCUAAUAGUGUGGUCAUAUCAAGUGGUCCAGUAUGUUAUACCAGAUUCCAUGUGCCAUUAUCACAUCACAAUGUAGAAUUUCACAAAAGGGUGGUUGACUUACAUCAGAUUUCAUUUUAGGAUUUUAUUUUAUCUAUCAGGGAAGCCAUACAUUAUUUCAUCACCAUCAUUUUCCCUUAAGUUGUUCCAUCAGAACUUGUGGUGAGGAGGCGUGUACUGUAGCUACACCAUUUCUCACUCUGUAACCCAUUUAAACUCAAGAUAUCAGUCAUUGUCAUUCUGCCAUCAAUAAGCCACUUUGGAACACAAACAGAAAAGCCUGGGUGUCAGUCUGUUUCUGCUCUCUUGCCAACUCCUUAUGGAAUUGUCAGGCAAAACUGUCUGAACAAUUACAAUGGAUUAGGAAAAAAGCACAAACAAAUCUGGGAACAGGCUACAUACAGAAUACUGAGAUACUCUUCUCAGAAAUCCCUGAUUUUAAUUUUGCUCUUCCAUAUUGGUCUCCAUGUAGCAUUCAAAGAGGGGGCAUGGCAGUUACUGGAACUAGCAUUAGCCAUUCACCUCUACCUCAUGGUAGCCACCACAAACAAAUAAAAUAUUAGCCUUAACUUUUAA